Myripristis murdjan (pinecone soldierfish) is the source of this 5964-nucleotide messenger RNA. RefSeq names its product Ras association and DIL domains 2b (gene radil2b). Gene Ontology annotation, biological process: regulation of GTPase activity; negative regulation of Rho protein signal transduction; signal transduction. Gene Ontology annotation, cellular component: cell-cell junction. The transcript has 19 exons. Gene Ontology annotation, molecular function: GTPase binding. NCBI's taxonomy places the organism in Eukaryota, Metazoa, Chordata, Actinopteri, Holocentriformes, Holocentridae. The record is from RefSeq and is a predicted model, not a curated record. Bases 1284 to 5405 code for a protein of 1373 amino acids.
UAGGGAGGGAAGGAAUGAGAGUCAUGAUCAGAGCUAAAUACUUGACCUAGACUUGCGCUGAAUAGGCACUGCUGAGGCCUGGGGAUUACAGUUGGAUUCAGUCCGUUUGAAGUAGACUUGAACGGCGGCACCCAGUUUAGGUCACCUCGGAUGGCCUCAUAAACAAGCGAGACAUUAGUCGAAUACACGGCCAGAGGAAAAUCAGGUGCUCAGACUUAACCCUUCUUGAAACGACGGCGUGCCUCGAAGCCCUGGAGUUGUGUCUGGAGAGGGGCCUGUUCGUGGCGACCCGGGCCAAAGGUUUCAAGCCUUCCUCAUGUCCAGGACUCCACCCCAAAAUAGAGACGCAGCAUGCUACAGACCUCAAUUUGGGGCGGAAAUGGGCUCCAUAGUGCUCGGAUCAGCCAGAAGAUGGAGUCAUUUACGCAAAAAUGUCCAUUUGGGUUAAUAUGGCUUAUGAAGCCUGGGAGGACCGCUUCACUGAGAUGGGCUGAGUUUUUAACCAUGGUUUUGAAAGACCUUUGAAUGUACAGUCCGCAGGCAAAAUUUUCAUCCAACGGUUGUGCUUCAGGCAGAGCAGAGCGGCAGAGAGGACAGGAUGACCAGCCAGAAAGUGGUGGUGUUUGCCCUUGGAAAUAUAAGAGACAGUCUUACUGCAACUUCUACCUCAGUAAGGAAUUUAUUGUGAAAGUUUUAACUGGACGUUGUGUUGUUGCUCACUCUGGGUGCUUUUACGCUGCUGUCUGUGGUGGGAGUGCACUUGGCAUCUCCAAGCAGUUGCGCGCUCGACGCACAUCUGGAAAGCGGGUUUGCCGUGAAUUUGAAACGAACUGCACGCUCCAAGGACUGGGAAUGAACUUGAUUAUAUAACUUUAAUAACUUUUUAUUCAACUCAUCAGACAAAUCCAACCACGCGGGACACUCUCUGGUGAGAUGGUAUUAAACAUUAUUUUUUCCAAUGUCGGGUGCUGAUCCAUGCAGCUGUUGCGUUUAUUUUGUCAGUGUUGUCGAAACAGUGCGAAGAGAAGCUGUAGCCGUUUUUGCUGGACUGAACCGUCAGGCUGCGACAGUUGCAACAGCUGGAUGGGAUUCGGAAACAUCUGCAGCGCAUGUUCCGGAGUGCGUCUGCGUAAAAUGAGGCAGCUGCGGAAUCGGUGCUGAAUGAAAUAACUCAGCGAUGAAGCAGAAGAAAAAGUCAUCACCGUCUAAUUGGAGAAAAAGCAGCAAAGUUGAAGCCUGAGCAGCAGUCGUUUUAGAAGCUGUACCCAGUGAAGCGGCCAGGAAUGAAUCAGAUCAAGGUUUCCCCAGAAGAGCUGAGGUCUCUCCCACCCAAACCGGUGGCUUUACCUGCUGCCUCCCCCAAGAGACGAUUUGUCAGGCUGGGAAGGAAGCCAAGUGAUGGCUCUCAGCAGUCGGGUUCCUCCAGUUCCUCCAUCAGGUCUGUGGAGGCUGUGGGCGUGGCCUUCAGACAGCCCAGCAAGAGCCGCAUUCGGCGCCACACCAACCGCCUUUCGGGUCUCUUCCUCCGUGGCCCCAUCCCCAGCUCCAGCCCCAUGGCUCUGAGCACGGGCUUCAGGUCGUCGCUGUCCAGCCACUCCAGGAAGGGAAGCAUGUUGGAUGUUAUCAGCAGCUGUUAUUGCCACAGAGGAGGAAGGGGGACAGGUAGCAACAUUCCCUUUGCAACAAGAAGGAAGUUGGUUUAUGGGAAAUGUGGUCUUAAUUUUGAGAAAGACAAAAUGCUACAUGUAGCACCAGGCUUAAACCUUAAUUUCCUUGUUUACUUGUCCUGUCUGCGUCUAGUAACCCCUGCUGUUACACCAAUAGCCGACGACCCAGCUGAGCUGUCCAAUCAGAUAACUGCUCCGGGAAUCCUAAAAAUCUUUGGGAGUGAGAUAUGUGAAGGAGCUCACUACAAGAGCGUCCUGGCCACCACACACUCCAGUGCACAGGAACUGGUCAAAGAGGCCCUUGAAAGGUAUGGGCUGGGCAAGGAGGAGGCAGGGUCCUAUGUCCUCUGCGAUGCUAUUGGCUCCAUCAUGGAGCAUCAAUGGAAGACGGAGGGUUUCCGAGUCGUCGGUGACAACGAGAAGCCCCUCCUCCUACAGUCGCUAUGGAAACCCAGAGAGGGCCUGGCACGACGGUUUGAAAUCCAGAGGAGGGCCUUGGUGGAGGAGAAGAGAGCCAGAGAAAAGGACACCGUCACUGCUGGUAUCAACGCCCAGGCUCGUAAACUACAGAAGAGCCGCUCCAGAGUGACCUCCACUUUAAUAGAGAGGACUGUGGGCCGGAGCCAGCUGUGGAGAAGCAAAAGCGAGAUGGACCUGCUAGAGUCCGAUACCGAGACCCAGCGGGGUGCCUGUCAGAAUAGCAGUUUCAAGACUCAAAACCAGAACCAGAAUCUAAAUUCAGCCCGGCAACAUGAGAGCACAUCCAAACAUAACCAAAAAGCAAGCCCAAAACAGAAUCACAUUCAGAGUGAAGUUCACAACCUUGCAGCUCCCUCACAGGGGGACGCCAGGUCGCGGGCCAAAACAGAGACCCUCUGUCCGGCGAGGCAGAGAGCCGAGCGGGACAGAGAGGAGUCAGAGAGAGAGGAGACGGAGAGCAGCGACGAUAACACCACACAGUACUCCAUUCACCCUCCUCAAGACUGUCCCUACCUGCUGCUGCUGCAGGGCUGCAGCCUCACACAGGACUUUGUCAUCUAUUUACUCACUGGACCAAGCAUUGUGAUUGGUCGAAGGGGUGAUAAUGGUGAGGGGUCAAAAACGGACAUCCUUCUUUAUGCCUCCGACAUCCUUCCGAAGCACUGCUGUUUCAGUCGCCACAACGACACCAGAUCCACCAUUCUCCGCCCUUCUCAGAGUGCCAUGGUAACAAGGAAUGGGGAGGUGUUGAGAAAAGAGGUGGAGCUUAGCCCUGGUGAUGUCAUUGGGCUGGGGCAGCGGUACCUGUUUCUUUUCAAGGAUCCCUCAGCUGUAACACACAAGGAAGUGAAUGAUACCACUCCUGAACCCCACCUGUCUGCUGCUCCCUGGUUGCUGAGCUGUGCCACCUCUGCUACGAGAGAACCAAUACUCUGCAACACCUGCAUCUCUACCUACACCGACCUCCAGAGCCCCAACAGUAAACACUCCCUAAAAAGAGGAACUCCCUUUCUAAAAGCUCCAGAGGGCCACAGCUUGACUGUGAACUAUGAACGUGAGCUUGAGGAUCGCAUUGUCAAGGAGAUAAUUGUCACGGGGACUAGCAAUUCUAAAGAUAUACCAGCAAUGACUGCUGCGUUCUUGCUGUGCGUAUGUGUCCAGUAUUCUGCAGUGCAUUUCAAUAUUUCGGACCUCCGCAGACUCCUGCUGCUCAUUGCCAGUGGAGUCCAGAGCACCAUGUGGGAGCACACUAAGAAGCUGGCUGCAGUUCAGCCUGAAGUUCUUGUUGGCGAUGGCUCAGACUUAAGGGAACUGCAGCCACUGAGUCUGGAAGAGCUGAUUUCAGGUCUGCGCCCCCUGGUGAUGUGGAUGUCCAACAGCCUCGAGUUGCUUUAUUUCAUCCAACACCAGCUGCCUCUUAUUCUGGACUGGAGAACCCGGAAGGAGCAAGGACAGGACGAUGAAGAAAGGGAGGAUGAAGAGAACAGUGAGGAGGAGAAGUUGGCCCUGUUGGAGCUACGACUGUCAUGUAUCCGCUCAGCCAGUGAGGAGACAGUGGCUGUCCUGGAGGAGGUCAUCAUGCUCACUUUUCAGCAGUGUGUGUACUACAUUACCAAGGUCCUGUACCCCAUCCUGCCAGGCCUCCUGGACUGCAACCCCUUCAGGGACAACGCUGAGCAGCACACGCCCGGCUUGGCUGCCCGUGUCCUGGGUAGUGGCAGACUCCGGGUCCCUGGUGAGGCAAGGCGGGUUCUGGAGGUCCUGACCGAGACCAGGCAACUGUUGCAGGACUGUCAGCUUCACCUUGAGAUCUCCUCGCAGCUCCUUGCCUACCUCUUCUACUUCAUCAACGCCUCGCUUUUCAACACACUCAUGGAGAGAGGCUCUGAGGCAGGUUUCUACCACUGGUCCAGAGGCGUGUGCAUCCGGGCCAAUCUUGAUUUGCUGCUGGACUGGGCCCUCGGAGCUGGUCCUGGACUGGGACAGAUGGCCUUGGAGUACACACACACACUCUCCUCAGCAGUCAAUCUACUGGCCACACCCAGAGAGAACUUACUGCAGACAUCUUGGGCAUCCCUGCGGUCUGACUACCCGGCCCUGAGUCCAGCCCAGUUGAACCACCUGCUGAGUCUCUACAGCCCUGCCUCUCCUUGCCCACACACCUGGGCUCCAUCUGCACAGGAGCAAGCUGCAGCACACAGAACUGCUGAGAUCCUGGAGAGUUUUGACACCCACCACCCACUGGUGCUGCCAGGCGGGGGUUACCAGCUCCAGCUGAGGAGGGCAGUAACAGACUCGGCCCUGAGGAAACAGUUAGACAGGCUCAAAGAGUUCAUCUCCACCCUGUCUGACUCAAAUUCCAUUGGGGACACAACUAAUGGAAAGCCACAGGGCUGUGCCAUUCCUACAGAGGCUAAACUGAUCAAAAUGGACAUCCUCCCAAAGGCCAGUCUGGAAUCCUUGCAUUUAUCACCAGUUGAGGUGAUCUUACCACAGCUUUCCGUGCAGAGCCCCUCGCCUACCUCUCCGAUCUCAUCACCCCCAUCACCCACCUCCACUCCUCCCUCUGCCCACUGCCUCGAUGAGUUCAGCUCCUGCGGCGCCCUCCUUCUCUCCCAGAAGCUGAGGAAUCUGGAGCUGCAGACUGCUGGGUCAAAGAGGUCGGCUCUGGACCCCUCCUGUCUCCUCACCCCACCCAACACCCCUUACAGCCUGGAGCUUGUUGACGUGGAGAAGGAGAACCAAGAUAAAUGGAUGAAGGCCGGCAGUGAGACACAUCCUUGGUCCUCUGGUGUGAAUGUGCACGAGGAAGGUGGGCUAGUGUCUGAAUGUCUAGCUGCGCUGACAGCAGAUGGUUUGAAAUCAGAAUGCACAAAUAUGAGAAAAAUUGUGGAGCUAAAAGAGGAGGAGGAGGAGGCAGAAGAGGUGGAGGAGGAUGAUGAUGACAAUAAUGAUGAAGAGAUUUUUAGCCUGCAGCUGGAGCGGGGUGAACAAGGACUUGGACUUGCUCUGGUUGACACAAGGGACACUCCACUGAAGAUGAACGGUAUCUUCGUCCGGGCCGUGGUGCCAAACUCUCCUGCAGCUCUGUGUGAGAAGCUGCUCCCAGGAGACAGGAUCCUGGCCGUUAACGGCAUCAGUCUGCUUGACCUGGACUACCAACGUGGUAAGGAGCUGAUCCAGGCUUCAGGUGACAGACCGAGGUUCCUGGUGGCCAGAUCUGACUGGAUGGCUAAGGCUUUACAGGAUAAAUGCUGAUUCUGUUCACUGCAGUGAUUUACCAAGAGACAAUCAGUGACCUAGAGUCACUGACUUAAAGUGCACUUAAAGGUCACCAUGAGAGCCUGAUGAACAUUGAGGACUGUGACACCAAUGCACUCUAUGAAUUUAACCGAUGACCUUGAAUCAUGGAUACAGACUGAGGUUUCAGUUGCUCACUUUAGUACAUCGACUCUCUGAUUUGCAUUAGCAUGGUAUUGAUCAUUGAUAAGUAUAAUUAAUACUGUGCUCCAGUGGAGGAGGCAUUUUUAUGUCAGACUACCAGGAAAUGGCAUCUGACAUUUUGAAUUGUUGUGAAUGCAUUAGGGGCCGGGUUUCAAAUACCACUGGUGUCCCUACAAAGCAAAACAAAUCAAUUUGUGCAUGACUGCAACUUGGCAGCACAUAGUUACAUCCCGCAGAGUGGGUACUGCAUCUGAUUUCGACAAAAAUAAACAGCUAUUCCAGUUACAGCUCAUCUGUUCACAAUUGUAAAUAAUGCUUAAAACCUGUUUAAAUAAAUGUGGAAAACAUGAAACAGACAGUUUUGCAGAAGUAA